Lolium rigidum is the source of this 1936-nucleotide messenger RNA. RefSeq names its product laccase-15-like. The transcript is spliced from 6 exons. NCBI's taxonomy places the organism in Eukaryota, Viridiplantae, Streptophyta, Magnoliopsida, Poales, Poaceae. Bases 1 to 1812 code for a protein of 603 amino acids. Gene Ontology annotation, molecular function: copper ion binding; oxidoreductase activity. The record is from RefSeq and is a predicted model, not a curated record.
AUGGCAAAGCUCUCCAUGGCGGCCUCCAACGACCUCUGCAUCAUGGCCAUUGUUGUGCUGGCCGCAGUGGCGGCUGCUGUCAGCGACGGUGAGGCUGCCGCCGUUGAGCACACCUUCAUUGUGAGCGAGAUGAAGAUGACACACCUGUGCAACGAGACGCUGGUCACCGUGGUGAACGGGCAGGUCCCUGGCCCUGCGAUCGAGGUCACCGAGGGGGACUCUGUCACCGUCCAUGUCGUCAACGAGUCACCCCACAACAUAACAAUCCAUUGGCACGGACUGAAGCAGCGGCUCAACUGCUGGGCCGACGGUGUGCCGAUGGUGACGCAGUGCCCUAUCCGGCCAGGCCACAACUUCACCUACCGUCUCAAUGUCACCGGGCAGGAAGGCACGCUGUGGUGGCACGCUCACGUCUCAUGCCUCCGGGCGAGCCUGCACGGCGCCUUCGUCAUCCGGCCGCGGCACGCCACCUACCCAUUCCCCAAGCCCGACAGGGAGAUCCCCAUCGUCAUAGGUGAGUGGUGGAACAUGAACCUCGCGCAGUUGGCCAAGAACAUGGAGGAUGGCUACUACGACGACUCCUCCAGUGCAACCACGAUCAAUGGCAAGCUUGGGGAUCUCUACAACUGCUCAGGGGUCGUGGAAGACGGCUUCGUGCUGGACGUGGAGCCCGGCAGGACGUACCUACUCCGCUUCGUCAACGCCGCGCUCUACUCCGAGUACUACGUCAAGAUCGCCGGCCACGAGUUCACGGUGGUCGGCGCCGACGCCAACUACGUCCGCCCCUUCACCACUGACGUCGUCACCAUCGGCCCCGGCGAGACGCUGGACGCGCUUGUGGUCGCCAACGCGACCCCCGGCAGGUACUACAUGGUCGCCGUCGGUGGCCAGGCGCCCAAGCCCGACAUCCAGAUCCCCGAGACCCGGUCGAGAGCGACGGUGCGGUACGCGGUCGGCGCCGGCAACGGCGAUGAGGCGCCGCCGCCGGUGGAUCCGGAGAUGCCUGACCAGCACGACUACAUGGUCUCCUUCAACUUCCACGGCAACUUGAGCAGCCUGAGCCGUCCGAGCUCGCCGCCGGUGCCGGCGACCGCUGACGAGAGCCUGUUCGUCGUGCUCCGCAUGGGCUCCAUCUGCCGCCGAGGCCGGCUGUCCUGCAAGAGGAGCGGGAGCAAGGAGUCAAUCAUCGUGGAGACGAUGAACAACGUCUCCUUCCAGCUCCCCGCCGCGGCGGCCGCCACGCCGCUGCUGGAGGAGCUCUACUACGACCACCACCGCCACAACGGGACGGCCGGCGGCGACGGCAGCGGGCUUGACCAGCUGUACACGCUCCCGGACAGGCCGGCGAGGCCGUUCAACUACACCGACCGCGCCCUGAUCCCGUGGGGACCCAACGAGGCGUGGCUGGAGCCGACGGAGAAGGCGGCGGUGGCGCGGCGGUUCCGGCACGGCGCGGUGGUGGACAUGGUGUUCCAGAACGCGGCGGUGAUGGACACGGACAACCAUCCGAUGCACCUGCACGGGCACGACAUGUUCGUGCUCGCGCAGGGGCACGACAACUACGACGCGGCGAGGGACGUGGCGAGGUACAACCUGGUGGAUCCGCCGCUCAAGAACACGGUGCUUGUCCCCAGGCUGGGGUGGGCCGCCGUCCGGUUCGUCGCCGACAAUCCAGGGGUAUGGUACAUGCACUGCCACUACGAGCUUCAUGUGACCAUUGGAAUGGCGGCUGUGUUCAUCAUAGAAGAUGGGCCGACAUUGGAAUCAGCUCUUCCGGCGCCGCCUGCAGAUUUUCCGAAAUGCGAUCGAUAGAUCACCAGUGUGGCAGGAAAAGGAGUGAUAUCUUGGACAACAUUAUAUAGAGACGAGAUUGGUUUGUUUAGUAUUACUUUUGAUAAUUUAUCCAAGGGGUGUGUGAAUUUGUCAGCCCCCAUAG